Messenger RNA from Hydatigera taeniaeformis, 138 nucleotides. The record is from the annotation of a GenBank genome assembly. Lineage: Eukaryota; Metazoa; Platyhelminthes; Cestoda; Cyclophyllidea; Taeniidae.
CAGAUGGCUAACGGUGGUGUCGCUUCAGUCGGUGGUAGCCUGUCUGUGGAACACAAGGACAAGGUGGAGCCACACGCAGACAUCAUUCUCCACCCUUUUGUUGUGAAUGAUUCCGUUAUUCUCCUGCAACCGGUGUAA